AUGAGAAAAAAUCAAAAAUUAAUUGAUCAAGCAAAUAAACUUUCUUCUUCUGAUCUAUAUGAUUUUCUUCGUGAUUUCAAUCUUAAUAAACUAAAUAAUUAUCAAGUUGAAAUUUUUCAUGCUACACAAUUAACAAAUGAAUAUCAAAAACAAAUUAUAGAGUUAUUUGAAAUAAAUAUGAAACAGUUAUAUGAACAAUCGGCAUUUGGUUAUAAUUAUGAUGAAAAACGAGAUGAAUUAUUUUCUAAUCAAUCACGUUAUUUAAUUAUUUCAUUGGCAAAUUCUGUAUUAGCUUUUGCACAUUUCCGUUUUGAUAUGGAUUUUGGUAAACGUGUUUUAUAUUUAUAUGAAUUACAAGUAAAUAUGAAAUAUCAAGGACAAGGUUUUGGACAAUCAAUGAUUGAACAAUUAAAAAUACUUUGUCAAAAAACACAAAUGUCAAAAAUUGUAUUAACAGUUCAUAAAGUUAAUACAAAAGCAUAUGAUUUUUAUAUGAAAAAGUGUCAAUUUGAAAGUGAUAUUACAGAUCCGAGUGAUGAAGAUGUUGAUUUUAUUAUUCUUUCUUUUACUGUAUGA
This is a messenger RNA of Adineta steineri, 576 nucleotides long. NCBI's taxonomy places the organism in Eukaryota, Metazoa, Rotifera, Eurotatoria, Adinetida, Adinetidae. The record is from the annotation of a GenBank genome assembly.